AAAAUUAUUUCUUUUAUUCUCUCUUAUUUAGGAAAAAAAUAAGAGAAAGAAAAAUAAAUUUCACAUCAAACCAUGUUUUCCCUUUCAUCUAUACAAUCUAACAAUAUUCAAUCUCAAUCAUCUUCACCGCUACUCUUCAAUCAUCAUCACCAGCACCAUCACCAUGGUUUUCAUCAUUCAACUAUUUCAACUCGAUUUCACCACCGCCUACUCUUCCCUCUCCGUGCCCAAAAUAGCGACUUAACUACGUCCACCAACAAUAACAACUAUAUCUCAGUUCCAGGUCUUGAUGACAAUCUAACCAGACUUGACAAAUUUUCAAAAUCAUUGAGUCUUUCGAAUAUCGAAGAAAAUACAUCAUUAAAUCCCCUCUUAUGUUCCAAUAACAAGCUCAAAAUAGCUAUCAUAGGCUUUGGCAACUUUGGACAAUUUAUUGCCAAAUCCUUCAUUAAACAAGGCCAUAUUGUAUUAGCUCAUUCACGUACUGAUUAUUCCCUCAUAGCACAAUCCCUUGAUGUCCACUUCUUUCAAGAUCCUAAUGACUUAUGUGAACAACAUCCUGACAUUAUAUUAUUUUGCACAUCCAUUAAUUCACUAGAAAAAGUCAUUCAUUCCCUUCCCAUCCAAAAGCUUAAACGUAACACACUUUUCGUAGACGUAUUAUCAGUCAAAGAAUUCCCAAAAAACAUUUUCCUUCAAUCACUACCACAAGAAUUUGACAUUUUGUGUACUCAUCCUAUGUUUGGUCCAACAAGUGGUAAAGACAAUUGGAAAGGACUACCAUUUAUGUAUGACAAAGUUAGAAUUGGUCAAGAAGAGUCAAGAAUUAAAAGAGUCAACAAUUUUAUCAACAUUUUUGUAAAAGAAGGUUGUAAAAUGGUUGAAAUGAGUUGUAGUGAACAUGACAAGUAUGCUGCUGGCUCACAAUUUAUAACACAUACUAUAGGAAGAAUGUUGCAAAAACUUGGGACACAAACAACUCCUAUAAACACAAAAGGAUAUGAAAGUUUGUUGAAUUUGAUGGAAAAUACAACAACUGAUAGUUUUGAUUUAUAUUGUGGUUUGUUUAUGUAUAACAAUAAUUCAAUGGAGGUGUUAGAGAGAUUAGAUGCAGCAUUGGAUAGUUUGAAAAGGGAAUUAUUUGGACAAGUACUUGAAAAGUUGGAGAAAAGAGUGGAAAAGGGAAGUAGGUUAGCUUUACCUACUCCUAAUUUUAGUAAGAAAAUUGAAAAAUUGCAAGUUGAGAGGAAGGAACUAGAGGCACUUUCUUGAUACUAGUUGUUGAUUUGUGUAAUAAUUUUUUUUUU
This is a messenger RNA of Solanum stenotomum, 1307 nucleotides long. RefSeq names its product arogenate dehydrogenase 2, chloroplastic-like. NCBI's taxonomy places the organism in Eukaryota, Viridiplantae, Streptophyta, Magnoliopsida, Solanales, Solanaceae. Gene Ontology annotation, biological process: L-tyrosine biosynthetic process. Bases 73 to 1272 code for a protein of 399 amino acids. The record is from RefSeq and is a predicted model, not a curated record. Gene Ontology annotation, molecular function: prephenate dehydrogenase (NADP+) activity; prephenate dehydrogenase (NAD+) activity; arogenate dehydrogenase (NADP+) activity. The transcript has a single exon.